AUGGCUGAACCUGGUGAUAGUAGCGAAGAUGUUCAUGGUGAUAGUUUCAACAAUAACGAUUUCAUGCCUUUUCCAACAACGAUGCCUGUUUCAAGAAUGCAAAAUGGUGAAAAACCGUGUUUAGGAAUGAAGUUUAGUAGUCAUGAAGAGGCCUACAACUAUUAUAACUCGUAUGCUUUGAUGAUGGGAUUUGGAAUCAGAAAAAGCUCAGUGAAUUACUCCCAGAAAGAUAAACAAGUGUUGAAUAGAAAAUUUGUUUGUGACAAAGAAGGUUAUAGAUCUAAUAAAGACAAGAGAGAUAUAGGGAAAUAUAUCAAUCAUCGGCGAGAGACCAGAGUUGGCUGUAAAGCAAUGAUGAGAAUAAAAUUAUUGGAGGAUAAAACAUGGGAAGUUGUAGGUUUUAUUGAAGAUCAUACAAACCACAUGCUCAGUAGUCCAGAUAAAGCAAAGAUGCACAGGUCACAACAACAAUUUCAUAGAAGUAAAAGGUGUAAAAAAAUUAUUCAAUGUUUGCAAGAAGAAGGUAUUACUCCUUCCACUAUUUCUCGUGUUAUUAACGCGACAAGUGGAAGAGAAGAUGAAUCAGUGACACCACAACAAUGCAUUGACUAUAUGAAAACUCAAAGGCAUAACAAUAUUGGUCUCACGUCGGAGCUCCCGCCGAAGCCCCCCUCGAAGUCCGGUCGUCGAACCCCCUCCCCCAACUCUCGACGCUCAAGCUCGUGGCCCCCAUCGAAGCUCCGACGCCGAGGAUCUGGUUCCGAUCCCCCGCCGACCAAGUCUAACAGGUCUCACGUCGGAGCUCCCGCCGAAGCCCCCCUCGAAGUCCGGUCGUCGAACCCCCUCCCCCAACUCUCGACGCUCAAGCUCGUGGCCCCCAUCGAAGCUCCGACGCCGAGGAUCUGGUUCCGAUCCCCCGCCGACCAAGUCUCACGUCGGAGCUCCCGCCGAAGCCCCCCUCGAAGUCCGGUCGUCGAACCCCCUCCCCCAACUCUCGACGCUCAAGCUCGUGGCCCCCAUCGAAGCUCCGACGCCGAGGAUCUGGUUCCGAUCCCCCGCCGACCAAGUCUAACAGGUCUCACGUCGGAGCUCCCGCCGAAGCCCCCCUCGAAGUCCGGUCGUCGAACCCCCUCCCCCAACUCUCGACGCUCAAGCUCGUGGCCCCCAUCGAAGCUCCGACGCCGAGGAUCUGGUUCCGAUCCCCCGCCGACCAAGUCUAACAGGUCUCACGUCGGAGCUCCCGCCGAAGCCCCCCUCGAAGUCCGGUCGUCGAACCCCCUCCCCCAACUCUCGACGCUCAAGCUCGUGGCCCCCAUCGAAGCUCCGACGCCGAGGAUCUGGUUCCGAUCCCCCGCCGACCAAGUCUCACGUCGGAGCUCCCGCCGAAGCCCCCCUCGAAGUCCGGUCGUCGAACCCCCUCCCCCAACUCUCGACGCUCAAGCUCGUGGCCCCCAUCGAAGCUCCGACGCCGAGGAUCUGGUUCCGAUCCCCCGCCGACCAAGUCUAACAGGUCUCACGUCGGAGCUCCCGCCGAAGCCCCCCUCGAAGUCCGGUCGUCGAACCCCCUCCCCCAACUCUCGACGCUCAAGCUCGUGGCCCCCAUCGAAGCUCCGACGCCGAGGAUCUGGUUCCGAUCCCCCGCCGACCAAGUCUAACAGGUCUCACGUCGGAGCUCCCGCCGAAGCCCCCCUCGAAGUCCGGUCGUCGAACCCCCUCCCCCAACUCUCGACGCUCAAGCUCGUGGCCCCCAUCGAAGCUCCGACGCCGAGGAUCUGGUUCCGAUCCCCCGCCGACCAAGUCUCACGUCGGAGCUCCCGCCGAAGCCCCCCUCGAAGUCCGGUCGUCGAACCCCCUCCCCCAACUCUCGACGCUCAAGCUCGUGGCCCCCAUCGAAGCUCCGACGCCGAGGAUCUGGUUCCGAUCCCCCGCCGACCAAGUCUAACAGGUCUCACGUCGGAGCUCCCGCCGAAGCCCCCCUCGAAGUCCGGUCGUCGAACCCCCUCCCCCAACUCUCGACGCUCAAGCUCGUGGCCCCCAUCGAAGCUCCGACGCCGAGGAUCUGGUUCCGAUCCCCCGCCGACCAAGUCUAACAGGUCUCACGUCGGAGCUCCCGCCGAAGCCCCCCUCGAAGUCCGGUCGUCGAACCCCCUCCCCCAACUCUCGACGCUCAAGCUCGUGGCCCCCAUCGAAGCUCCGACGCCGAGGAUCUGGUUCCGAUCCCCCGCCGACCAAGUCUCACGUCGGAGCUCCCGCCGAAGCCCCCCUCGAAGUCCGGUCGUCGAACCCCCUCCCCCAACUCUCGACGCUCAAGCUCGUGGCCCCCAUCGAAGCUCCGACGCCGAGGAUCUGGUUCCGAUCCCCCGCCGACCAAGUCUAACAGGUCUCACGUCGGAGCUCCCGCCGAAGCCCCCCUCGAAGUCCGGUCGUCGAACCCCCUCCCCCAACUCUCGACGCUCAAGCUCGUGGCCCCCAUCGAAGCUCCGACGCCGAGGAUCUGGUUCCGAUCCCCCGCCGACCAAGUCUAACAGGUCUCACGUCGGAGCUCCCGCCGAAGCCCCCCUCGAAGUCCGGUCGUCGAACCCCCUCCCCCAACUCUCGACGCUCAAGCUCGUGGCCCCCAUCGAAGCUCCGACGCCGAGGAUCUGGUUCCGAUCCCCCGCCGACCAAGUCUCACGUCGGAGCUCCCGCCGAAGCCCCCCUCGAAGUCCGGUCGUCGAACCCCCUCCCCCAACUCUCGACGCUCAAGCUCGUGGCCCCCAUCGAAGCUCCGACGCCGAGGAUCUGGUUCCGAUCCCCCGCCGACCAAGUCUAACAGGUCUCACGUCGGAGCUCCCGCCGAAGCCCCCCUCGAAGUCCGGUCGUCGAACCCCCUCCCCCAACUCUCGACGCUCAAGCUCGUGGCCCCCAUCGAAGCUCCGACGCCGAGGAUCUGGUUCCGAUCCCCCGCCGACCAAGUCUAACAGGUCUCACGUCGGAGCUCCCGCCGAAGCCCCCCUCGAAGUCCGGUCGUCGAACCCCCUCCCCCAACUCUCGACGCUCAAGCUCGUGGCCCCCAUCGAAGCUCCGACGCCGAGGAUCUGGUUCCGAUCCCCCGCCGACCAAGUCUCACGUCGGAGCUCCCGCCGAAGCCCCCCUCGAAGUCCGGUCGUCGAACCCCCUCCCCCAACUCUCGACGCUCAAGCUCGUGGCCCCCAUCGAAGCUCCGACGCCGAGGAUCUGGUUCCGAUCCCCCGCCGACCAAGUCUAACAGGUCUCACGUCGGAGCUCCCGCCGAAGCCCCCCUCGAAGUCCGGUCGUCGAACCCCCUCCCCCAACUCUCGACGCUCAAGCUCGUGGCCCCCAUCGAAGCUCCGACGCCGAGGAUCUGGUUCCGAUCCCCCGCCGACCAAGUCUAACAGGUCUCACGUCGGAGCUCCCGCCGAAGCCCCCCUCGAAGUCCGGUCGUCGAACCCCCUCCCCCAACUCUCGACGCUCAAGCUCGUGGCCCCCAUCGAAGCUCCGACGCCGAGGAUCUGGUUCCGAUCCCCCGCCGACCAAGUCUCACGUCGGAGCUCCCGCCGAAGCCCCCCUCGAAGUCCGGUCGUCGAACCCCCUCCCCCAACUCUCGACGCUCAAGCUCGUGGCCCCCAUCGAAGCUCCGACGCCGAGGAUCUGGUUCCGAUCCCCCGCCGACCAAGUCUAACAGGUCUCACGUCGGAGCUCCCGCCGAAGCCCCCCUCGAAGUCCGGUCGUCGAACCCCCUCCCCCAACUCUCGACGCUCAAGCUCGUGGCCCCCAUCGAAGCUCCGACGCCGAGGAUCUGGUUCCGAUCCCCCGCCGACCAAGUCUAACAGGUCUCACGUCGGAGCUCCCGCCGAAGCCCCCCUCGAAGUCCGGUCGUCGAACCCCCUCCCCCAACUCUCGACGCUCAAGCUCGUGGCCCCCAUCGAAGCUCCGACGCCGAGGAUCUGGUUCCGAUCCCCCGCCGACCAAGUCUCACGUCGGAGCUCCCGCCGAAGCCCCCCUCGAAGUCCGGUCGUCGAACCCCCUCCCCCAACUCUCGACGCUCAAGCUCGUGGCCCCCAUCGAAGCUCCGACGCCGAGGAUCUGGUUCCGAUCCCCCGCCGACCAAGUCUAACAGGUCUCACGUCGGAGCUCCCGCCGAAGCCCCCCUCGAAGUCCGGUCGUCGAACCCCCUCCCCCAACUCUCGACGCUCAAGCUCGUGGCCCCCAUCGAAGCUCCGACGCCGAGGAUCUGGUUCCGAUCCCCCGCCGACCAAGUCUAACAGGUCUCACGUCGGAGCUCCCGCCGAAGCCCCCCUCGAAGUCCGGUCGUCGAACCCCCUCCCCCAACUCUCGACGCUCAAGCUCGUGGCCCCCAUCGAAGCUCCGACGCCGAGGAUCUGGUUCCGAUCCCCCGCCGACCAAGUCUCACGUCGGAGCUCCCGCCGAAGCCCCCCUCGAAGUCCGGUCGUCGAACCCCCUCCCCCAACUCUCGACGCUCAAGCUCGUGGCCCCCAUCGAAGCUCCGACGCCGAGGAUCUGGUUCCGAUCCCCCGCCGACCAAGUCUAACAGGUCUCACGUCGGAGCUCCCGCCGAAGCCCCCCUCGAAGUCCGGUCGUCGAACCCCCUCCCCCAACUCUCGACGCUCAAGCUCGUGGCCCCCAUCGAAGCUCCGACGCCGAGGAUCUGGUUCCGAUCCCCCGCCGACCAAGUCUAACAGGUCUCACGUCGGAGCUCCCGCCGAAGCCCCCCUCGAAGUCCGGUCGUCGAACCCCCUCCCCCAACUCUCGACGCUCAAGCUCGUGGCCCCCAUCGAAGCUCCGACGCCGAGGAUCUGGUUCCGAUCCCCCGCCGACCAAGUCUCACGUCGGAGCUCCCGCCGAAGCCCCCCUCGAAGUCCGGUCGUCGAACCCCCUCCCCCAACUCUCGACGCUCAAGCUCGUGGCCCCCAUCGAAGCUCCGACGCCGAGGAUCUGGUUCCGAUCCCCCGCCGACCAAGUCUAACAGGUCUCACGUCGGAGCUCCCGCCGAAGCCCCCCUCGAAGUCCGGUCGUCGAACCCCCUCCCCCAACUCUCGACGCUCAAGCUCGUGGCCCCCAUCGAAGCUCCGACGCCGAGGAUCUGGUUCCGAUCCCCCGCCGACCAAGUCUAACAGGUCUCACGUCGGAGCUCCCGCCGAAGCCCCCCUCGAAGUCCGGUCGUCGAACCCCCUCCCCCAACUCUCGACGCUCAAGCUCGUGGCCCCCAUCGAAGCUCCGACGCCGAGGAUCUGGUUCCGAUCCCCCGCCGACCAAGUCUCACGUCGGAGCUCCCGCCGAAGCCCCCCUCGAAGUCCGGUCGUCGAACCCCCUCCCCCAACUCUCGACGCUCAAGCUCGUGGCCCCCAUCGAAGCUCCGACGCCGAGGAUCUGGUUCCGAUCCCCCGCCGACCAAGUCUAACAGGUCUCACGUCGGAGCUCCCGCCGAAGCCCCCCUCGAAGUCCGGUCGUCGAACCCCCUCCCCCAACUCUCGACGCUCAAGCUCGUGGCCCCCAUCGAAGCUCCGACGCCGAGGAUCUGGUUCCGAUCCCCCGCCGACCAAGUCUAACAGGUCUCACGUCGGAGCUCCCGCCGAAGCCCCCCUCGAAGUCCGGUCGUCGAACCCCCUCCCCCAACUCUCGACGCUCAAGCUCGUGGCCCCCAUCGAAGCUCCGACGCCGAGGAUCUGGUUCCGAUCCCCCGCCGACCAAGUCUCACGUCGGAGCUCCCGCCGAAGCCCCCCUCGAAGUCCGGUCGUCGAACCCCCUCCCCCAACUCUCGACGCUCAAGCUCGUGGCCCCCAUCGAAGCUCCGACGCCGAGGAUCUGGUUCCGAUCCCCCGCCGACCAAGUCUAACAGGUCUCACGUCGGAGCUCCCGCCGAAGCCCCCCUCGAAGUCCGGUCGUCGAACCCCCUCCCCCAACUCUCGACGCUCAAGCUCGUGGCCCCCAUCGAAGCUCCGACGCCGAGGAUCUGGUUCCGAUCCCCCGCCGACCAAGUCUAACAGGUCUCACGUCGGAGCUCCCGCCGAAGCCCCCCUCGAAGUCCGGUCGUCGAACCCCCUCCCCCAACUCUCGACGCUCAAGCUCGUGGCCCCCAUCGAAGCUCCGACGCCGAGGAUCUGGUUCCGAUCCCCCGCCGACCAAGUCUCACGUCGGAGCUCCCGCCGAAGCCCCCCUCGAAGUCCGGUCGUCGAACCCCCUCCCCCAACUCUCGACGCUCAAGCUCGUGGCCCCCAUCGAAGCUCCGACGCCGAGGAUCUGGUUCCGAUCCCCCGCCGACCAAGUCUAACAGGUCUCACGUCGGAGCUCCCGCCGAAGCCCCCCUCGAAGUCCGGUCGUCGAACCCCCUCCCCCAACUCUCGACGCUCAAGCUCGUGGCCCCCAUCGAAGCUCCGACGCCGAGGAUCUGGUUCCGAUCCCCCGCCGACCAAGUCUAACAGGUCUCACGUCGGAGCUCCCGCCGAAGCCCCCCUCGAAGUCCGGUCGUCGAACCCCCUCCCCCAACUCUCGACGCUCAAGCUCGUGGCCCCCAUCGAAGCUCCGACGCCGAGGAUCUGGUUCCGAUCCCCCGCCGACCAAGUCUCACGUCGGAGCUCCCGCCGAAGCCCCCCUCGAAGUCCGGUCGUCGAACCCCCUCCCCCAACUCUCGACGCUCAAGCUCGUGGCCCCCAUCGAAGCUCCGACGCCGAGGAUCUGGUUCCGAUCCCCCGCCGACCAAGUCUAACAGGUCUCACGUCGGAGCUCCCGCCGAAGCCCCCCUCGAAGUCCGGUCGUCGAACCCCCUCCCCCAACUCUCGACGCUCAAGCUCGUGGCCCCCAUCGAAGCUCCGACGCCGAGGAUCUGGUUCCGAUCCCCCGCCGACCAAGUCUAACAGGUCUCACGUCGGAGCUCCCGCCGAAGCCCCCCUCGAAGUCCGGUCGUCGAACCCCCUCCCCCAACUCUCGACGCUCAAGCUCGUGGCCCCCAUCGAAGCUCCGACGCCGAGGAUCUGGUUCCGAUCCCCCGCCGACCAAGUCUCACGUCGGAGCUCCCGCCGAAGCCCCCCUCGAAGUCCGGUCGUCGAACCCCCUCCCCCAACUCUCGACGCUCAAGCUCGUGGCCCCCAUCGAAGCUCCGACGCCGAGGAUCUGGUUCCGAUCCCCCGCCGACCAAGUCUAACAGGUCUCACGUCGGAGCUCCCGCCGAAGCCCCCCUCGAAGUCCGGUCGUCGAACCCCCUCCCCCAACUCUCGACGCUCAAGCUCGUGGCCCCCAUCGAAGCUCCGACGCCGAGGAUCUGGUUCCGAUCCCCCGCCGACCAAGUCUAACAGGUCUCACGUCGGAGCUCCCGCCGAAGCCCCCCUCGAAGUCCGGUCGUCGAACCCCCUCCCCCAACUCUCGACGCUCAAGCUCGUGGCCCCCAUCGAAGCUCCGACGCCGAGGAUCUGGUUCCGAUCCCCCGCCGACCAAGUCUCACGUCGGAGCUCCCGCCGAAGCCCCCCUCGAAGUCCGGUCGUCGAACCCCCUCCCCCAACUCUCGACGCUCAAGCUCGUGGCCCCCAUCGAAGCUCCGACGCCGAGGAUCUGGUUCCGAUCCCCCGCCGACCAAGUCUAACAGGUCUCACGUCGGAGCUCCCGCCGAAGCCCCCCUCGAAGUCCGGUCGUCGAACCCCCUCCCCCAACUCUCGACGCUCAAGCUCGUGGCCCCCAUCGAAGCUCCGACGCCGAGGAUCUGGUUCCGAUCCCCCGCCGACCAAGUCUAACAGGUCUCACGUCGGAGCUCCCGCCGAAGCCCCCCUCGAAGUCCGGUCGUCGAACCCCCUCCCCCAACUCUCGACGCUCAAGCUCGUGGCCCCCAUCGAAGCUCCGACGCCGAGGAUCUGGUUCCGAUCCCCCGCCGACCAAGUCUCACGUCGGAGCUCCCGCCGAAGCCCCCCUCGAAGUCCGGUCGUCGAACCCCCUCCCCCAACUCUCGACGCUCAAGCUCGUGGCCCCCAUCGAAGCUCCGACGCCGAGGAUCUGGUUCCGAUCCCCCGCCGACCAAGUCUAACAGGUCUCACGUCGGAGCUCCCGCCGAAGCCCCCCUCGAAGUCCGGUCGUCGAACCCCCUCCCCCAACUCUCGACGCUCAAGCUCGUGGCCCCCAUCGAAGCUCCGACGCCGAGGAUCUGGUUCCGAUCCCCCGCCGACCAAGUCUAACAGGUCUCACGUCGGAGCUCCCGCCGAAGCCCCCCUCGAAGUCCGGUCGUCGAACCCCCUCCCCCAACUCUCGACGCUCAAGCUCGUGGCCCCCAUCGAAGCUCCGACGCCGAGGAUCUGGUUCCGAUCCCCCGCCGACCAAGUCUCACGUCGGAGCUCCCGCCGAAGCCCCCCUCGAAGUCCGGUCGUCGAACCCCCUCCCCCAACUCUCGACGCUCAAGCUCGUGGCCCCCAUCGAAGCUCCGACGCCGAGGAUCUGGUUCCGAUCCCCCGCCGACCAAGUCUAACAGGUCUCACGUCGGAGCUCCCGCCGAAGCCCCCCUCGAAGUCCGGUCGUCGAACCCCCUCCCCCAACUCUCGACGCUCAAGCUCGUGGCCCCCAUCGAAGCUCCGACGCCGAGGAUCUGGUUCCGAUCCCCCGCCGACCAAGUCUAACAGCAAGUGCCACAGAAAUCGCCCUCUUAGUGGCAACAACGACCUCAAAGGCAGCAAAAAGACUUCUGAACCAAAAUUCCCGAAAGAAUACUCCUUUAAGGAAUAUGAAGUUCCUGCUAUCUUCAAAUACCUCCUGAAUAACAACAAAAUCAAAUUUCCUUCAAUCUCUAACAAGGAGGAAGCCAAGAGGACAACGGAACCAAAAUAUUAUGCAUUUCACAAGCGGGUCCAUCAUCCCAUUAAGAUAUGCUACACCCUUAAGGACAAGAUCCAAGCCUUGAUCGACGUUAGCAUCAUCACUACAAAGCAGCCCAAAGAGAAGAAGGUGGGCGCAAAUGUGGUUUCUAUCAGUUUCGGUUUUGACCCUCCGUCAUGGUUUCAGCCAGAGUCCGUGUUAAAGAUUUGCUCAAAGAUGAACAAUGGAUGGGGUCCUCAUCCAAGAAGAAGUCCAAGAGUAAAGGCAAAACCUGCUGCCCUGCCACAGCAAUCCCUAAGAAAGAUGAUGAAGCCAAGGCGGGGGGUGAAAAAAGAGAUAGUCUUCGGCAAAGGAGAAAAAUCUCCACCAUCCAAUCUCUUCUCGAAGGAAGAUAGUAAUGAUGAAAAACCAGGUCCUCACUUGUUCAAAUAUGGACCAAAAGCAUGUAACCUCAUGGAAAAAUGGGGAUAUGACUUCACACUUGGGAAGGGUUUUUGUUUCGGCCGAGGUCCUCGAGUUCCGACCAAAGUCGCUUGUGUCCCUAAGGGAAAACCCGACAAUUAUUAUGGCCACAGAAGAGGCUUGGACUCUGACGUCAGCCUUGGAGAGGUGUUCAAAGGGCUGAUGUCAAACAUGGCCACAGUCGAUCCCAUCACAAUGGAGGAAGACGAUCAACUGCCAACUGGGGAAGACCCAUGGAUCCAUCACUUGAAUAUUCAGUAUGGGGAUCGGUUCGACCAAAGAGAACCUCCUACCGAAGACAAAGUGGUCCAAGUAAACAUGGAUGACGAAGCGAAUCCGAAUCUAAUAUUCGUCAGUCUUCCACCAGACGAGAAGGAAGAGUUGAUUGCCCUCAUCAGGGAAUAUAUAGAUGUUUUCGCCCAGAAUUACGAAAAUAUGCUAGGACUUGAUCUAAAUGUGGCAGUUCAUCGCCUUAAUAUCAAACCGUAUGCAAAACCUAUCAAGCAACAGCAAAGAUAG
Messenger RNA from Asparagus officinalis (garden asparagus), 9792 nucleotides. RefSeq names its product serine/arginine repetitive matrix protein 2-like. Lineage: Eukaryota; Viridiplantae; Streptophyta; Magnoliopsida; Asparagales; Asparagaceae. The transcript has 61 exons. The record is from RefSeq and is a predicted model, not a curated record. The coding region runs from base 1 to 9792 and encodes 3263 amino acids.